Rhinocladiella mackenziei CBS 650.93 is the source of this 783-nucleotide messenger RNA. RefSeq lists its product as uncharacterized. The coding region runs from base 1 to 783 and encodes 260 amino acids. The record is from RefSeq and is a predicted model, not a curated record. The transcript has a single exon. Lineage: Eukaryota; Fungi; Ascomycota; Eurotiomycetes; Chaetothyriales; Herpotrichiellaceae. Gene Ontology annotation, molecular function: protein binding.
AUGUCUACAAUUAAUCGGGAAGUGAACCUAGACAUCACAGAUGAGAGGACAGUUGAUGAGAGUUUGCAAGGCAACUACUGCUUUCUCUGCCUUGCUGAUCCUUUCAAAAUCGGGGAUUCCGUCGUCAAGUUUCGAUGUCGAUGCUCUUAUUGGGCUCACAAGGAAUGUUUCUCCCGUUAUAUCGGGGAGGCAUGUCCGACCUGCCGUGUACCUCUUACUUCUCUGGACCAAAAGUCGGCUCUGUUAGCUGCAGCCUCUCAAGGUGAUCUGGCCAAGGUCCGAGAAAUGCUCGACCAGGGGAUAUCUCAUUCACCGCGCGGAGGUUUUGAGGAAACUGCUCUUAUGAGAGCAGUUCAGGAAGGGCACCGGGAAGUGGCUGUUGCUCUACUGGACCAGGGCGCUUCAGUCUCCGACAAGGACAUCGCUGGCGCGACCCCCUUGCACCACGCGGUGGCUCGCGGACAAGACGAAAUGGUCAUCUUACUGUUAGACCGUGGAGCUAAUAUCUCUGCGGUAGACCGGAAACGCAGGUCUCCGCUACACUAUGCGAUUGAUCCAUGGCCUAAUCAGAAAGUGGUCCAGAUACUUUUGGACAGAGGGGCGCCAUGCUCGAUUCCGGACCAAGAUUGUCUCUCACCUCUUGAUUUAGCCAAAAAGGGAUGCCAUAAAGCCAUUGUGGAUCUGUUACAAAAUCGAGGGGCGAUGUCCGGGGCCCGUUUCAUGAUCCAAUGGAACAGUAACCACUCUGGAAAGGCCUUAGCUCCAGUUCCAGGACAAGACUGA